AUGUCUCGCACGAAGAAGAAGGCUCGCAGGGGCGCUGCAAAGAAUCUGCUGGCUCCAAAAGAGCGCGGGAAGAAUGAGAUGACCUCCAUCCAACUCGAAAAGAAACAGGUGGCCACGGGCGACCGUGGGAAAAAGCGAAAGCUCAACGAGUUCGACGAUGUCGACCCGCGCCCUUCAUCGAAACGAACCGCCUUUGAUAUGAAGCCGGAACAAACCCCAACACUAGACGACGCCCUUGACCCUGCCCUCCUCGCUGAUCACUUUGCGAAGUGCAUCCAAAAGUGGUUUCCAACCAGUAGCCCCAUCGAACUCGAAGACCGGUACCUACCCACGAAGGCUUUUGUUGACACCACGAGUUACGGAAGAGACCGAGUCGUUGCGAACCUUCCAGACUUUCUCGAGAGAUUUGCAACUGGCGGUAAAGAGGGCCUUUCUACCUGCAAUGAAGUCGCGACUCCACAUACCCUCGUCCUCGCAAUAUCUGGUAUGCGCAUAGCAGAUCUCAUACGACAACUACGAGUGUUCAAGACUCGGGAUUCCAAAGUCGGUAAAUUUAUGCCUAAACACAUGAAAUUCGAAAUGAAUGCACAGUUCUUGCGGAGUAAUAAAGUUGGAAUCGCUGUAGGCACUCCGGAGAGGCUGAAUCAGUUGAUGGAAGCAGGUGAACUGAAGACGGAGGGGCUACAACGAAUUGUGGUGGAUGGCUCUUAUCAAGACGAGAAGAAAAGCACCAUCUUCACAAACGGCCAAAUUUUUCAACCCAUGGUCGCCUUGCUCAAUCUCGAUAGCAUUCGUCAGAGAUAUGGAGCCGAGCAAAACAAGAUCGAUAUUCUCGUCUUCUGA
Cladophialophora immunda is the source of this 843-nucleotide messenger RNA. RefSeq lists its product as uncharacterized. NCBI's taxonomy places the organism in Eukaryota, Fungi, Ascomycota, Eurotiomycetes, Chaetothyriales, Herpotrichiellaceae. Gene Ontology annotation, cellular component: nucleus; 90S preribosome. The coding region runs from base 1 to 843 and encodes 280 amino acids. The transcript has a single exon. The record is from RefSeq and is a predicted model, not a curated record.